This is a messenger RNA of Musa acuminata AAA Group (dessert banana), 910 nucleotides long. RefSeq names its product probable E3 ubiquitin-protein ligase XERICO. The transcript has 2 exons. Gene Ontology annotation, molecular function: zinc ion binding. The record is from RefSeq and is a predicted model, not a curated record. Lineage: Eukaryota; Viridiplantae; Streptophyta; Magnoliopsida; Zingiberales; Musaceae. Bases 246 to 713 code for a protein of 155 amino acids.
AGAGGCGGAAGCGGGCCGAGAAAGCUGAGAGCCGUGAGGCUACUGCUCCCGGAUCUAUAAAUAAAGCCACCGCUCUAUCGCUCCUCAGCUGCCCUCUUAUCUCCCCCUGUUUGUUCGGAAGAGGAGUUCAUCCGAAGAAUAGAGAACCGUGCCAUUAAAGUAUCGAAGCCAAUCGGAUCCCAACCGUCUUCUUUGAUCCCAAAUCUGCUAGAGGACGAGUCCUCCGAGCUGCUAAUCCGGCGUCCAUGGGGCUGUCGAGCCUGCCGACCCCAUCCGAGAGCGUGCUCACCCUCGUUCUCGUCAACACCGCUGUCACCGUUGCCAUCCUCAAGGAGCUCCUCCGCUCCGUACUCCACCUCAUCCGCCUCCGCGUGCCGCCGUCUCCUCCUCCGCCGGCCGAGGGGGGGCCCGAGUCCAGCAUCACCGACCGAUUCCGCAGCCGGUCCAGGCCGAUCACGUUCGGCUCGGCCCUGGGGCGGAGGCGUGCACAGGCCGAUCGGCUCGUGGACUGCCGUGUCUGUCUCGCCCGGUUCGAGCCGGAGUCCGUGGUGAACCGGCUCCCCUGCGGACACCUCUUCCACAGAGCCUGCCUGGAGACGUGGCUCGACUACCACCACGCCACGUGUCCUCUAUGUCGCACCCACGUCCUCCAGGGCGAGGACUCCACCGUCUCGCCCUCCUCCGUCAUUGCUUCCUCUUGGACAUGGCUUUAGGCGGGCGGAGACUCGCGUGAAAGAGAGCCAUGGGUGUGGUGGGUGGUGUGUGUUGUUGUUUCCCUCCGUUUGAUGAUGGUGGCGUUUGGUGUGGUGACAUUUCUUUUUUCUCCUUUUUCAUCCUUGUAAAUAUUAAAAUAGUUGUGUGUACAGCCACGAUGUAGUCUAAUUUAUUCUUACCAAUCACUGUCUCUUUA